Molecule: messenger RNA, 590 nt
Organism: Dicentrarchus labrax (European seabass)
Lineage: Eukaryota; Metazoa; Chordata; Actinopteri; Moronidae
Gene: hint1
Product: histidine triad nucleotide binding protein 1
Exons: 3
Coding region: 51-431 (126 amino acids)
Biological process (GO): purine ribonucleotide catabolic process
Cellular component (GO): cytoplasm; nucleus
Molecular function (GO): hydrolase activity
Source: RefSeq, a predicted model, not a curated record
UGGUUUUAUACAGCCAUGUUGGCGCUGACAGUCUGCUCGUCUGCGCCAACAUGGCGGAUGAAAUGGCAAAGGCGCAGGCUGCCCAGCCGGGCGGAGACACGAUAUUUGGGAAAAUCGUACGCAAAGAGAUUCCUGCCAACUUAAUCUAUGAAGACGACCAGUGUGUGGUGUUCCCUGAUAUUUCUCCUCAAGCUCCCACUCACCUCCUUGUCGUCCCAAAAAAGCCAAUUGUUCAGCUGUCACAAGCAGAGGAAAGUGAUGCUGCAUUGUUGGGCCACCUGAUGAUCGUUGCAAAGAAGUGUGCUCAGGAGGCGGGCCUGUCUAAAGGCUACAGGAUUGUCAUUAAUGAUGGACCUGAAGGAGGCCAGUCGGUCUACCACAUCCACGUCCACGUCCUUGGGGGACGCAUGAUGGCGUGGCCCCCUGGCUAACCUUCAUCUCCCAGCACAGACCAUCCUGCCAUCAUUGUUCACGUCUGUGGUCCAACAACAGUGAUGUUAAAUUUCGACUUAAACAGUUUGUCAUGUGAAACGUGAGUCAAAUCAAAACCUGGAAAUUCACCAAUGAUAAUAAAAUGCACUUCACAACAA